Sycon ciliatum is the source of this 1452-nucleotide messenger RNA. RefSeq lists its product as uncharacterized. NCBI's taxonomy places the organism in Eukaryota, Metazoa, Porifera, Calcarea, Leucosolenida, Sycettidae. The record is from RefSeq and is a predicted model, not a curated record. The coding region runs from base 1 to 1452 and encodes 483 amino acids. The transcript has a single exon.
AUGGGGAAAGGCGAUCACUGCUGCGUUCCGCAGUGCAACAGCGACCGACGUUCGGACAAAAAUACUUUGUUCCACGUCUUCCCUGGUAGCAAAGAAACAAAAACUGGAGAAGCUAGAAGCGUGAGCAGGGACGAGUUGGACACAAGGAAGUCUUGGAUUGCCGCCAUCCGUCGAGAUGAGAGGGACGGUGUGUUUACCAUCAUGUCGUACAGUACAGUGGUGUGUUCUAACCACUUCACGGACGAAGACUAUGUCCAAGGGACAAAGAAGUCGGGCGCAAGGCUGAAAUCUACUGCUGUUCCAAGCCUAUUUGCAUGGAAGAAGCCCACGAAGAGAAAGUCUCGCGAGCGUGGUGCUUCUCCUCCUCCUAAAGUAGCAAAGGAGCCCAAGUCAGACGCUGCAAAGCUGAAAGCCACGACGAAGGAAAAUGCCAAGCAAAAAGACGAACUUGAAGAAGCACUGGCUGCUAUCGACGAUAUCCAAGUCGACUUCAGCCUGAAGCUAUUUUCUCUAGCUCGGUUUGAAGACUCUGACUCCGAUAUGCAGUACUACACUGGGUUUCCUUCACUUGCUGCAUUUGAUGCAUGUGAACAAUUUCUUCACCUGGAUGAUAAGAGCGUCAUUUCCUUUCGCAGCAAACCCUUGGAUGCCCACUCACGGAAAAGGAAACCCGGUGCUGGACGGAAGAGCAAGUUGGCUUGGAGAGAGAAGUUUUUCCUUACCAUGGUUCGUCUUCGCCGCGGCACAGACAUCCGAAUGCUGGCUGAUCUGUACUUGAUAGAUACUGGGACUGUGAGUCGUAUCAUCGCAACAAUGGUCAACUACAUGUACCUGCGACUGGGAAUGAUUCCAAUCUGGCCGCGUCCUUCCCAAGUGUCAGAACGAUUGCCCGAUGUGUUCAAGGACCUGUAUCCGACAACAUUCUUGAUCAUUGAUGCCACAGAGCUAAAAUGCGAAGUUACGUCCAGUCUGCCUGCACAGUCCCAACUGUACAGCUCGUACAAGACACAUACCACCUUGAAGGGCCUCAUCGGUAUGACCCCAGAUGGUGCUGUGGCGUUCAUCUCCGAGUUGUUCACUGGAUCUAUCAGUGACCGCGAGCUAACGAUCAGAAGCCACUUCCUAGAUCUUCUCCCAGCAGCCGGCUAUGGGACAUCGAUUAUGGCAGAUAAAGGAUUCGACAUCCAGGAUCUUUUAGUGCCGUAUGGCGUCAAGUUGAACAUUCCCCCGUUCAAGCGAUCAGGACACCAGAUGGCCCUAGAAGACGUUCAGAAAACACAACAAAUCGCCAAGUUACGAAUUCAUGUUGAGCGUCUGAUGGAGCGGAUCAAGGAGUUCAACAUCUUUUCCAAGAUUGUUCCAACAACUCUUUUCCCCAUCAUCAAUCAGAUAUGGACAGUCUGUUGCCUUCUCACAUUGUUCCAGGCUCCUUUACUUGCUGAUGCAAAUUAA